Molecule: messenger RNA, 2549 nt
Organism: Cladocopium goreaui
Lineage: Eukaryota; Dinophyceae; Suessiales; Symbiodiniaceae
Source: the annotation of a GenBank genome assembly
AUGGCCGCCUUUGGCAGCUUGAAGACGGAAGCAGGGCUGAAGGAGCUCAACGAUCACCUGGCCAGCACCAGCUAUGUUUGCAGCGGUGCCACGGCAACACAGGAAGAUUUUGACUUCUUGGACCAGGCUCCGGGCAAUGUUGGCGCGCAAUUUCCUCAUGUGAGACGCUGGGCUCAGCACAUUCGAAACUUGAAGACAAAGUUUCCUUUCCGGAAAUGGCCUUCCGCUGCAAAAGACAAGGGCGAAGCCAAGUCAGAAAAGGGCAAGGACCAAGCAAAGCUUGAAGGUCUGCUACCAGGUGCUGAAGUUGGCAAGGUGUGUACACGCUUCCCGCCGGAGCCAAGCGGCUAUUUGCACAUUGGCCACGCGAAGGCUGCAAUGCUGAACAGCCACUACGCACGCCACUACCAGGGCAAACUCAUCGUCCGCUUCGACGACACAAACCCCAGCAAAGAGAAAAUGGAGUUUGAGGAAAGUAUGAUCAAGGACUUGGCUACACUGCAAGUUCAGCCAGACAUGGUCAGCCACACAUCUGACUACUUUGACCAACUUCAAAUAGCGAUGGAGGAUCUCAUUAAGAAAGGGAAAGCUUACGUGGACGACACCGACCAGGAAACCAUGAGGGCUGAGCGUGACAAGGGCACUGCAAGCAAGUGCAGAUCACAGCCCGUGGAAGAGAAUCUUCGACGUUUUGCUGAGAUGCUGAAAGGCUCGGAAGAAGGACUCAAGAUGUGUGUCCGUGGUAAGAUGGAUAUGCAAAGCGCAAACAAGUGUUUACGAGAUCCUGUGUUUUACCGAUGCAAGGUAGAGCUGCCCCACCACAAGCAUGGCUUCAAAUACAAGGCAUACCCAACCUAUGACUUCGCAUGUCCGAUCGUGGAUGCAUUGGAGGGCGUGACUCAUGCGCUGCGGACGAUCGAAUACAGGGAUCGUGCAGCUAUGUAUGAGUGGGUGCUGGAAGCGACCGGUUCACGAAAAGUUGACGUGGUCGAAUUUGCAAAAACUCAAUUCUCCUACACCAUCCUCUCAAAGAGGAAGCUGGCAUGGUUCGUUGACAAUGGGCAUGUAGAUGGCUGGGACGACCCACGCUUCCCGACUGUGCAAGGUGUCAUGCGGCGAGGAAUGACAGUGGAGGGUUUGCAGGAGUUUGUCCUCACCCAAGGGAUGUCGAAGGCAACCAACAUGAUGGAGUGGGACAAGAUUUGGGCCAUCAACAAGCAGAAGAUUGAUCCUGUAGUGCCGCGGUAUGCAGCUGUUGCUGAUGAUGCAGCAGUUCUUUUCUUGGACGGCCCGGCUGAGCCACAGAGUACAAUGACAAAGAAGCAUCCGAAGAAUGACGAGUUGGGAGAGCGACUUCUCCUGCAAAGCAAGGAGAUUUACAUCGACCAGGAGGAUGCAGCUGCUAUUGAAGAAGGCGAGCAAGUCACGCUGCUUCACUGGGGAAACGCCUAUGUCGAUAAUAUCACAAAAUCGAAUGGAAGAGUGACUAAACUCACUGGCAGACUUAAUGUUGAAGGUAAUGUGAAAGACACAAAGAAGAAAAUUCAUUGGGUUCCAAAGCUUGACCAACAGGUGACUCCGGCCAUUCUUCGGGAGUUUGACCAUCUGGUUACAAAACCGAAGAUGGAGGACGAUGAUGACUUGCCCAGUCUCAUCAAUCCUGCAAGCGUGAUGGAUACUCAGGCGAUUGGGGAUCCACUUCUGAAGACUUUGCCAAAGGGCUGCAAAAUACAGCUCGAACGCCGCGGUUACUACAUAGUAGAUCGACCUGCUUUCCAGCCUGGUCGUCAAAAGGUGGAACCGAUGGUACUGGUGAAAAUUCCUGAUGGCAAGGGCAAGGACAUGGGGAUGAAAUCCAAGGUAGAUCCAUCCAAGCUUCAGGGUGCAGCUGGACAGAAAGGCGAGAAGGUAAAGGCUGAUGCAGGCACCUCGCCCAAAGAGAAGAAGGUGAAUGGCAGUGUGAAUGGUGAUGUCCAAGCCAAGGAUUCAAAGGUGCAGAAGGACGAGAAACCUGGCAAGGCAAAGGCAAAGGCUGCUGCAAAGCCAGCUGAGAGGCCCUUGGAAGACUUUUCAAGGCUCAAUAUCAGAGUUGGAAAGAUUACCAAGGUGUGGCCACACGAAACAGCUGAAAAGUUGUACUGCGAAGAGAUUGACUUGGGUGAAGAAAAGCCACGGCAGAUUGCAUCUGGGCUCCGUGCGCAUCUAAAGCAGGAGGAGAUGGAGGGGCAGCUGGUAAUCGUUUUGGCGAAUCUGAAGCCGAGGAAGCUGGUGGGGUUCGAGUCUCAAGGCAUGGUAAUGUGUGCCACAAGUAGUGAAGGCAAGGUUGAGCUAAUGCAGCCACCAGCUGGAGCCAAAGUAGGUGAGCGAGUCAUGGCAGAAGGCUUGGAGAUGCUAGAACCAGACGACAAGCUCAAUGAGAAGACUGGGAAAGCUCCAUGGGAAGUGUUAAGACCUGGCUGCUUGACCAACCAGAGUAAGCAGGGAACCUACAAUGGGUCGUUGUGGAUGACAUCCGCAGGCCCGGUGACCUGCAAGAGUGUUGCUGGCGG